AUUCAAACCAAAAAUGGUAAGCUUGAAGAAGAUCCAAGUAGGGUAGCCAUCUAUUAUGACAAGCUUGGCAAUUUUAUAAACCAUACCUAAUUCAUAAGAAUAAAAAUAAAAUCAACUACUAAUUUAAUACUAUCCUAAAAACAUGGAAGAAUUAGUUAUUAAUAUUUUACUAGCAUUCAGAAUAAUUUAUGUAUAAAUGAUUGCAUUAUUGGAAACUUUCAUAAUGAUAAUCAAAAGUAUUUAUGGAUGUAACAAAAAUAAUUUAUUUUAGAUCUUUUUGGAAUACACAAAAAAAAUGGAUUUUAUUUCUUUUUUGAACUCAUAAAAAAUUUAUCCCUUAUUAUCUUAUGCUUUAAUAUAAGACUUCUAUAAUUUGCUACUAAGUUUUUUCAAUAGCCCCUUUAAAAUCCAGUUAAAAACAAAUGA
This is a messenger RNA of Paramecium sonneborni, 426 nucleotides long. The record is from the annotation of a GenBank genome assembly. Lineage: Eukaryota; Ciliophora; Oligohymenophorea; Peniculida; Parameciidae.